GUGGACAACUACACCUGUAAACAGGGAUGGAGAUUACUUCUUUUGGUUUUCAUACCUGAGUUCAUCAGAUUUGGUCACUAGGUUUUGGGUUUGGCUUUUCAUUUAUGUUAUCACAGGGAGGAAUCUUGUGUCUUGAGCAAGCCAGAAAUGUCUGAGGAGUAAGCAGCCCGGGGAAUCCAGUACUUCUAGAAAACACUGGUUCACGUUCUUGGGUCAGCGAACCAAGUGUAUGAUUUGAGGUUUUGCUCCUAUCAGUUGCUACGGACGUAGUUUUCACAGGCCUCUUGAGAUAUAGACACAAAGAUAGAAUGAAGGUGGGUUGGGAGCUCGAUUAGGUCAGUGGAGGUUUCCGGGAGCCGCCCUUUGGGGCCGAGGCGCUUCUCCCCCACUCUACAGAGGGCGCUGUAGGCACCUCUGCAACACGGCCCCGCAGCAUCCCCGGGGAGGAGCCUCUCCUGUAGCCGCCGCCGCCUCCGCGAUCGCAAACCCGGAAGAAGCCUCUGGUAGCUGGACUGUGCCGGCCGGCCUGGCACUGCCAUGCAUCCCAUGGAGGUAGGUCUGGUUCCCGCUCCAGCGAGGGAGCCGAGACUGACCCGCUGGCUGCGGAGAGGCAGUGGGAUCUUGGCGCACCUGAUAGCUUUGGGCUUCACCAUCUUUCUGACUGUGCUGUCCCGGCCCGGAACCAGUCUUUUCUCCUGGCACCCUGUGUUCAUGGCCUUGGCGUUCUGUCUCUGCAUGGCUGAAGCUAUUCUACUCUUCUCACCUGAGCACUCCCUGUUUUUCUUCUGCUCUCGAAAGACCCGGAUCCGACUCCACUGGGCAGGGCAGACCAUGGCCAUCCUCUGUGCUGUCCUAGGCUUGGGCUUCAUCAUUUCCAGCAAGAUCCGAAGUGAGCUGUCCCAUCUGGUGUCCUGGCACAGCUGGAUAGGAGCCUUGACACUGUUGGCCACUGGAGGACAGGCACUGUAUGGGCUCUGUCUCCUCUGUCCUCGAGCAGCCCAGGUCUCAAGGGUGGCUCGCCUCAAGCUCUACCAUCUGACAUGUGGCCUGGUUGUCUACCUGAUGGCUACAGUAACAGUGUUGUUGGGCAUGUACUCAGUGUGGUUCCAGGCCCAGAUCAAAGGUGCAGCCUGGUACCUGUGCCUAGUACUACCAUUGUACCCAGCUCUGGUGAUCAUGCACCAGAUCUCCAGCUCCUACCUGCCGAGGAAGAAAGUGGAUAUAUGAAUGCUUCCGAACUCUGAAUCUAGGUGGAAUUCUUGCCUUGAUUUCAAUAGUUCCUUGGUGGAUCUUCACAGGACCCACUUCAGAAAUAGAUGAAUUUUUGUACUUCAUGGCUGAGCCACAGUUUACAGAAACCCUAGCUGCUACUGUUGAGGCAUGAUCCAUUGGGCUCAAAUGGGGACAUAUCCUGCUGUGCAAGUGGAAGGUUAUGGAGAACCUGAAGCCUCACUCUUGAUGGGAGACAGAGUACUAGGUGGUGGAGGUGAUGGUGAUGGUGGUGAUUUCUUGCUUGUGUGUCUGAUGAAGAGUUCUUGUAGGUUAUGAAUGGCAGCCACAGACACUGGGGUCCCUGUUGAGAAAGCAGUGCUAUGGAGAGCCUGUGAUCUCUCGGGCAGUGCUGUACAAUCAGCCUUAGAUGAGCUCCCUAUCUCAGGACCUCAGUUUCCAAAUCUGAAAGACUUUUACCUUUAACCCUGGUGUCUGGAUACCCUCUUAGCUCUGGACCAUGUGGGCAGCUCAGGAUGUAAUUCUUUCAUCCAUUCUCCCUUUAUUCCCCUGGAAAUCAUGCUGACUCAGCUCCUGAACCAAGAAACUCGGGCCACGAGCUGUGGAAAGGACGGACCCAGGUGAGGGUCUCCUGGACAAUAAGGCCGUGAAGGCACUGAAGUCACUUUAAAAUUCUGUGGAGGAACCGAAGGCGUUGGCCUUACCACGCCCUUGACUCCUGGGCUCCUUAGCUGAGCUAAGAACUUCCUUCAGGCUACCUCUGGGUAUGCUCCUGACAUUCAUUCUCAGGGCAGAGUGGUCCUGGGCAUCUUACACUUUGCCCUUCGGGCUUAAAGUGUUUUACUCGGUGUAUUGCUCCAUGGUACUAUUCUGAGGCUUUUAGAACAAAAUAAAGACCAAGGAAUAGGCCCCUCCUGACCUAAGGAAAA
Molecule: messenger RNA, 2159 nt
Organism: Mastomys coucha (southern multimammate mouse)
Lineage: Eukaryota; Metazoa; Chordata; Mammalia; Rodentia; Muridae
Product: cytochrome b561 domain-containing protein 1
Exons: 3
Coding region: 538-1227 (229 amino acids)
Molecular function (GO): transmembrane monodehydroascorbate reductase activity
Source: RefSeq, a predicted model, not a curated record